UUUGCUGCAGCUGUCGCGGGGCGCGCUGGAAGGCGGAGCGGUGCGCUCUUUCUGGACUGACUAUGCCCAAACUGGCACGGGCUUCCCCCGCUUUCUUUCUUUCUUUUUCUUUCUCUCUUUUCAUCCCAGCUGAACAGCCAUCAGUGAGCCCCCUCGACUAAGAAGACGGCAUGUUGUCUGGCUUACAGGAGUGGUUUUCAUCAGAAGAGUGAAGGCACCGCUCAUCUACCAUGAGCUGUUUGGAUGUUAUGUACCCAGCUUAUGGACGUUACGCACCGUACGCACCGACUGCUCCUGCAUUUAUCAACAGCUUACAGGCUCCUUCAGGUCUGAGCAGUGCUGCGCCUCUCAGCCGGGACUUUAUGGACCCUCCCAGCGUUCCCGAAGGGAUGUCUGGGGGCCCAGGCACCGGAGGGUCGACUUCCUCCUCAUCUUCAUCCAGCUCCUCCUCCUCCUCUUCUUCCUACACAGCAGCAUCUUCAAGGCCAGCUGAGGGCCCCAAGGAGAAGCAGGAGGCCCCCGAGGCGGAGUAUCUGACCUCUCGCUGCGUCCUCUUCACCUACUACCAUGGAGACAUCAGCAGCGUGGUGGAUGAGCACUUCUCCAGGGCUCUCAGCUCCUACAUGGAUGGAGAGGGCAAACGGAGGGCAGCAGAACAACAGGGAACAGACGCUCCUUCACCGAGCAGCAGAAGAUGCUUCCCUCCAUCCUUCUGGGACAGUAGCUACUCUUCACCACAGAGCCGCCCCCACUGCGAAACAAGCAUGCCCUCCUAUUCCAUGGACCCGUACUCAGCGGGGCUACACCCGGGCCUGCCGCACCCACACGCCCAUCCUCACCCACAUGCUCAUCCUCACCCCCACGCUCACCCAGCGGAAAGCUGGGGGUAUCCUCAGGCCCAGGCCUACGGCCCCCCGCGGCCUUUACGUGAACUGUACUCGCCGUCCGCUCUGGAGCCGCACUACGGGGGCCUGCUUAUGCCCACGGUGAGACCACCUCAUCUAGCCACCCUGCCAAGCCAUUAUGAAGUGAGCAAGCUGGAGCCCCCCACCUCCUGGCCCAGCCUGCUCCCCCCCGGAGACGUCACCCAGACGCUGGCUCUCAACAUGGAUGCAGGCCUCCAGCAGCACAAGAAAGGCAAGGAGCUGUACUGGUUCUAACGAGCCCUUUAGUCACACUGACCUGCCAUUACCAGAUCCAAUUAGUCCCUGGACCUGCUCCGCUAUUGAAGCAGCGUGUCCCUUUAUCCCCGCUCACGCUGCAGCCCCCCCCCAUCCAUCCACCCCCUUGUUUCUGUUUCCAGCCUCCCGUGCCAGUAUGCUGCCUUGCUCCAGGUCGACGUGUGUGCACCAUGGAGAUAAAGCAGAGAGGGAGGGAGCACGGCAGAGAGACACAGCGUCUGAACUGGCUGUUCUCUCUGAUGCUCCUCUGCUCUGUGUGGUCAGCGCCGGUGCACAGACUCUGGCAAGAUGAGAGCCCCGGUGACCUGUUUGGACCGAGACGGACAGAAUCACAGCAGACUCUGUUCAGAGGACAGAGGGAUGAAGGGGGGCAGAGGGGAUGAAAAGUAACGAGCAAGGACUUCUUCCAGCUGUUAUCUCCGUCUCAUGCUCUGUGCCGUCAUUAUCCACUUAUCUGCAUUUCACAAAUGCAACAUGCAGCAAUACCCGAG
This is a messenger RNA of Nematolebias whitei (Rio pearlfish), 1672 nucleotides long. It is a transcript of the gene vgll2b, whose product is annotated as vestigial-like family member 2b. Gene Ontology annotation, biological process: regulation of transcription by RNA polymerase II. The transcript is spliced from 4 exons. Lineage: Eukaryota; Metazoa; Chordata; Actinopteri; Cyprinodontiformes; Rivulidae. The record is from RefSeq and is a predicted model, not a curated record. Bases 231 to 1160 code for a protein of 309 amino acids. Gene Ontology annotation, cellular component: nucleus.